GAAUAUAGAGUACAAAGUGAAAUACUCCUUUAUGCAAAUUUUAUUUGACAUCGGAUAAAGAAAACACCAAUCCAAAUGAGUGGCGCUGGUAACGCCGCCGGCCGGAGUAGCAGCAGCACAACCGAAAGGAGGCGAAGAAGAAGGCCAACCUCGCCGCUGAAAGACCGUUCAGCAACGACUUCAUCCAAGCUAUCUUCUUCACCCAAACGAAGCACCUCACCAUCCGCCACUCUCCUCGACGACGACCCAGUCGCUCUCUUCGACGACUAUACCCACCCAAACCCUAACCCUCGAAGCUUCCCACACAGUGUCAAGCAGAAAUGCUGGGAGAAAGCUGACAAGAUCAAAGGACGAGACCCUGAUCGAUGGCGCAGGGACCCCCUCGGCAAUACUAUCUUUCGCAAGCUCGUAGGUUGCCCUGGUUGUCUCUGCCAUGACUAUGAUCACAUUGUUCCGUACUCCAAGGGGGGACAAAGCACACUGGAAAACUGUCAAGUAUUACAGGCAACAGUUAAUCGAGCAAAGGGUAACCGAACAGAGAUCUCAAGAGCUGACCUGAUGCAGAAGAGUUCUUAUUGCAGGGUUUCAGGUCGUGAUAUGGAUCUUCUGGAAUUGUCAGCUUAUGGCAAUGUACGGCAUGGACCAGAUUCUGGGGGAUGUAGAAUUCAGUGAACAUUUUAAUCCAUAUCAUUUUAUUGGUAGUUAAUUUCCCAUAUGGGGGUUGGAUGAUGGACCUUGUUGUAGCUAUUCACACUCACAAAUCUUCUAGGGCUCCAUUUGUACACAGUUUAAAUUGCAAAGAAAGCGAUAACAUUGGUUGACUAUCAAAUUGGAUCCUCUCCUGCAAGUGUUUUCUCCAA
Messenger RNA from Lotus japonicus, 860 nucleotides. RefSeq lists its product as uncharacterized. NCBI's taxonomy places the organism in Eukaryota, Viridiplantae, Streptophyta, Magnoliopsida, Fabales, Fabaceae. The record is from RefSeq and is a predicted model, not a curated record. The transcript has 4 exons. Bases 76 to 672 code for a protein of 198 amino acids. Gene Ontology annotation, molecular function: endonuclease activity; zinc ion binding; nucleic acid binding.